This is a messenger RNA of Talaromyces proteolyticus, 354 nucleotides long. RefSeq lists its product as uncharacterized. NCBI's taxonomy places the organism in Eukaryota, Fungi, Ascomycota, Eurotiomycetes, Eurotiales, Trichocomaceae. The record is from RefSeq and is a predicted model, not a curated record. The transcript has a single exon. Bases 85 to 267 code for a protein of 60 amino acids.
CCGGGCGGGCGUUCCUUUUUCGAUUUUCCUUGAGUCAUCGGCCUUGUAUCAUCCAUUAUUAGCCUUUUUUUACACUUUGCCACUAUGCUUGGCGAUCUGUGUUCCAUACGUAUACAUAUACCUUUUCAUUUUACUGUGAGUAAUAUUUUGUCCGGGGCCUACUGGGGUUGGAAAAUGGUGAUUUAUCCUUUGUUUAAUUUCUUUCUUUUCCGAGUACUCAUCCGAGCAUUGUUUGAAUACGCUAUCUUUUUACGAGAAGCUGUCUAGACAAGAAUACAUGUGGUGGUGACACUGAGAUUGAACAAAGAAUCAAGAUUGAAAAAAACCAACAUCCAACUAUGGAUAUAACGAGCA